AUGGCCUCCAGUGACUACAGCAAUCUCCCCAGCUUCGACGAUCUCCCACCAGUCAGGGGCAUGCCCCAGGGCUGCGCCUGGGGACUCUUCGACAAAGAUGGAGAAAAGGAUUACCUAGGCUGCCUCAACCUCCUCACCCCGGCUGUCGUCCAAGCAGCCCUAAAAGAAGCGCGCGAUGGUCAAUCAGUUUCACUCAACUGGCCCAUCAAUGCCAUCCAUACGCCCGGCUUCAUGCGCGCAGGGCUCUCACACAACGUGCUUUCAUUCCAGGACAGCCCAUUCAAGAUCCACGGUUUUGACGACGAGGUACACUUCAACACACAAUGCUCGAGCCAGUGGGACAGUCUCGUCCACUUUGCCCAUCAGACCUCGGGCCUCAGCUACAACGGCGUCAAGCCUACCAAGGAGAGCCUUCACCAGGUUGACACCCCGUUUCAUAAGGAUCGCAACCUGCCCACACUCAAUCACUGGCACUCACGGGGUGGUCUUGUUGGACGCGGGGUUUUGAUCGACUACAAAGCAUACGCAGACGCACACGGAAUCAAAUACUCAGCAUUCGACUCCCACAAGAUCACGACAGAGGAUAUUGAGGCGGUGGCUAAAUGGGAAGGAGUUGAAUUUCGGCAGGGCGACAUUCUGAUCAUCCGGUCUGGGUUUACACUGGGCUUCGAGGAGGCGGGCACUCCUGAGAACCAGGCGGAGCUGAUGGAGAAGCACCGCGCGGUUGGAAUGGAAGGGAAUGCGAAGUCGGCAAAGUGGGUUUGGAACCACCACUUUUCAGCUGUUGCUGGUGAUACUAUUGCGUUUGAGCAACUUCCGCCCAUCCGGGAGGAAGAUGGGAAGGAGGGCACGAUUGGCGAGUUGCUCUUGCAUCAAUACUUCCUGGGAUUAUUCGGCCUCAACAUUGGCGAGCUUUGGGAUCUCGAGGCGCUGUCCCAAGCCUGCGCGCAGAAAAAGAGAUACUCUUUCCUCCUUACAAGCUGUCCCCUUAAUGUCCCUGGCAGUGUGGGUAGUCCUCCCAAUGCCCUCGCCAUCUUCUAG
Molecule: messenger RNA, 1041 nt
Organism: Penicillium argentinense
Lineage: Eukaryota; Fungi; Ascomycota; Eurotiomycetes; Eurotiales; Aspergillaceae
Exons: 2
Coding region: 1-1041 (346 amino acids)
Molecular function (GO): arylformamidase activity
Source: RefSeq, a predicted model, not a curated record